GCUCGCAGGGAGAGGUAUUUUCGCCAUCGACCUCCUCUUCAGCCUCGCCGGGGGGUGGAAGACCUUCACCGCUAGACCUCCAUCUGGGCGAGGACGACAACCUUGGCGAGGGCUGUUCGAUCAUGGACGCGUUAACGAAGACCCCCGAGGGAGGAGCUGCGCUUCAAGCCCUCAUUGCGCGUGUCGCCAUGGCGAACGCCACCCAGACAGUCGAGCAGUCUGCUUCGAGUCGACAGAUUGCACUGACGCCUGCUACGUCGCGAGGUGAAAGAGAAGGGCAGGACGUCACUCAGUGGCAUGCGGUGCGCUAUCCUGGCGCCCAUCACGGGAGCUUACAUCGGCCCGAAGGUCUACCUGAAGGACAAGGACGGUUCUGUCCUGGUGACCACAGACAAGGCAUCUUUGGACAACUGCACUGCAAUGGCAGCGGCGGCUGCCGUGCUGGGCACUCCGCAGUCCACCCCCAAGCAACUCAAGAACUACGCCAUGAACACUGUUUCUGGUCGGCGUUCCGACUUCAUGUCAGCCCAGAGGCGUGCGACUCGGGAGGCUCUGCAUGGUCUGGUCGACAUCAUUCGCGAUGGGCGUUGCGUACCCCCUUUUUUAGAGGGUGAGCCAGACCCUGAGUCAGGACCAGAAGAAAUCGUGAACGGUAUUUCCUACCUGGUGGUCGACCGGAACUGCACCGAAGCAGAAAAGGUCGACCAGAUCGAGGGGAACGAGCAAGAAGGCGACGGCGACGAGUCGGGGCACGACCGCGAGGGCCAGCAGCAGGUCGAGGGCAAUGGUGAAGAAGGGAACGAACAAGUCGACGGCAACGGCGGACAAAGCGGCGACCAGGGCAGCGACCUCGAGUCGGGGCAGGACAAGGAGGCAGAUAGCCAGGAAGGCAACAAAUUUACCCGUACGGCGGACUUAACCUUUCAUUCAGUGCCAUGUAGUUUCUCUCCGUGCAUGAUGUCGUACCCCAGCCCACUGUUUUUUUUACUCUUGUGUGAUGAGGUGGUCCUACAGGAGACGUUUUUCAUCAGUUUACACAGGGGAUCCCCAGGGGGAGCGGUAUGAGACGACGUUUUCCUUGUUUAGGUAAAGGCAAAAUUAUGAGUGAAGGCUUUUGGGAGGAGAUGCAGGGGCUUUCGUUGGCGAGAUGUGCGUUGAUGAAUAUUCAUCGCAAGCAGAGAAAUACAGAGUACAGACCAGGAUGUGCGCAUGGCAAACGCUUUUUUCAUGCCAAUAGUAACGCGUGUGGGAAAAUCUUGGAAUUGAAUGAGAGGGCGUGGACGGGGGGCUGCGCGUUGUAAGCGCAUGCGUGUAGCGUGUGACGUACAACACGCGUUAUUUUUGUUCAGUAAUAUAAGAUGGGUCUAAUAGAAACCUGUCUCCUCAGCGUUUGUGCAAAUUUGCAUAGUG
Messenger RNA from Ectocarpus sp. CCAP 1310/34, 1410 nucleotides. The record is from the annotation of a GenBank genome assembly. Lineage: Eukaryota; Phaeophyceae; Ectocarpales; Ectocarpaceae.